Helicoverpa zea (corn earworm) is the source of this 2368-nucleotide messenger RNA. RefSeq lists its product as uncharacterized. The record is from RefSeq and is a predicted model, not a curated record. The coding region runs from base 437 to 1366 and encodes 309 amino acids. The transcript has 7 exons. Lineage: Eukaryota; Metazoa; Arthropoda; Insecta; Lepidoptera; Noctuidae.
GUAAUUUUUUUUCUCAUACAGUAACACUGUGUAAUGGCCAGCCUGCCAUUUUCUAUUUUGUUAUCGUGAGAUUAGUGAUCUCGUGCAUUUUGUUUUGUUAUUUUGUGAAAAUGAUUCGUAAUAAUUCUUCAGUUAUUAUUCCUGAAACAAUGCCUUCGUCUGUGCUUUCAAUGAAGUCUAGUGAAGCCCAAAGGGUGUCUUGAACACUACUUUAGUUAAUUCAAUUAGUUUUAUAAUUUUUAGUAAUUAAAAUAUUACUUAAUUUUAUUAUUUUUCUUGUUUCAUAAUGUUGUCACACUGUAUUGCCAACUAAAACAAUCUUAUCUUUUCUGCUCAAGAUAAACACCAUUCAGGUUUUUGUAUAUUCUCAAGACAGUUGUCUUCACAGUAGAUAAGUGAUUUUUUGUUAUUUUUAUUCUUUUCUUAAAAUUAUACAAUGGCUUCAAGUGACCCUGAAAUUAAGGAUGGAUUCACACUUCCUGCUUGGAUGAAAACUAAACCUGUAAAAGAGUUCGAACCAUUCGCUGGAUCGCCGCCCGCUCCUGAAGAUUCAUUCUUCUACAUCCGAUACCCCAAGACCGACGUGUUGUUUGGGAAGCCAAGAUUCGACCAAGAGGCCCCCAAAGUGUAUGCCGAGCAGUCUAACGAAGUCAAGGCCCCCUCAGCUUAUAACAUAGUCAAGGAGAAAGACUGGUCGAAGCACACGAAACCGUGCCAAGACGUGCUCCACGGCAUUGCCCCAAUAAACACAUCUGUUAACUCUGUUACUUCUAAGCCGAAGCCAGCGGGCACCGACGACGGAUUCAAAGGCGAGGGCGCGGCAUGCGGCACUUCGAUUGUCAAGGUGGCUCAUCAAAUAAUAUCAUCGAAGUCGUCUCGCGGGUUCACUGUGGCUUCCCCUGAGGAGGAGCACGCGGUAGCUCCGGAGAUGCACCAGUACAGCUUGAUGCACCGCCGUGGUAGUAAGAGCCUUCCCGCCACGCCGGCGCACUCGCCGCCCGGCAGCCCUUCCAGCCGCAGGAGGAUUAAUGGCAACCGUUUCUUUACAUCGCCUUACGAACCAGUGGAGGACGGUAGCGCACAUCGGUCGUGGUUGUCUAUGGCGUUGCUGGGCUUGAAGAAAGAUCUCACCACGUCGACCUCCACGCUGGCCGAAGAAGACAGUCUUGAAGUUCACACGCUCGCUCACGGUAACCUUGCGGAAUCCGUAGAAAACCUCGGUCCAUCGCCAAAGAGGAAAGAGACGCUCAACACCAUGUCUCACGAGCCGACCACUCAACCAGCAAAGCCCGCGAAACCUCAAGCCUACCGGCCCAAGCCCUCAGAACUACGCGAAAUGAACUUCUGGUCUCCAACCUCUAUGUGAAACUACUGCGGGAGUUACGCUUUACUAUGCUAUGACCACAUUAAUUGCGUAACUCUUAGCUUAAGGAGUAAAUAAUACACGUCUCUCUAACGUGUUUAACGCACAAUAGCGUACGAGUCCCGCUGGACUAUGAAGUUAUGCAGAUUAUUUUUUUCUGAUAGCUGUAUGUUCUUGUGACUUUCUCUACACUACAGGGUUUCGUCGUGUAGUGUAAGGUAGUAAGGCUUUACGAAGCAACCGAGAUUAUUUUGUAACCUGUAUUUCUGUCGGGGUAAUUUUCAAAGCUGUCUGUUUGCGUUUGAUAGUUUUGCCGCGACAAUUGACACAAAGGGGUUCCCUAACUUGACAUCUUAAAUAUUUUCUGCUGUAUUCCAUUAUUAUUAGGCGUACUGAGUAGCUCAUUUUAUAAACAAUAUUUGUAGUCAUUGUUCUUGGGUGUAUUUUAAGAAUUCAUCGAGGUUAGUUACUAUCUUAGUGUGUCCAAUUUCUUCAUUAUUUGCAUAGGGAUAAUUAUGUUACGUAACAACAGAUAAAUUGAUCUAUCUUUAUAAUGAAGUCGUUUGAUAUUAAGAAAUAAUGUUUAUUAUCCUUAAAUAAUAUUUUGUGACCUUACACUAUGGUAAUAAUCGAUAUUAUUAUUUUGUAUAAGAAUGAAUUCUAUGAGUGCAUGUAAUUAUGUAUGACACGUUCUGAUAUGAAUUAUGUGAUCUUAUUUAUUUAAAAAGCGCGUAUUUUUUCGAAUUCGGAAACAUUGUGUAUGUAUUGUGUAUUGAAACUUGUAUUAUAUAAGACUUAAUUAAACGUAUUUUUAUAAUAAAAGAAAAAAGUUGAAAGCUAUAUUGUCAAACGCAUAAUACAUUUAUAUUAUUUGAGCAGAACUUAUAAGAUUGUGUUUAGAUUUAACGAUAUUCUUAAAUCCAUUUUCUUACUGAUAAUAUUUCUAAGCACAGGUUUUACCACGAAGACGAUAUUUAAAUAAUAAAUAUUGUUGAUCUACACUAA